UUAAGGCAAAAGCUAAUGAGCGCCCCGGGGGCGUUAGACAAGAGAAUUAAAGUACAAAUAUUAAAGUAAAAUUAACAUUAAUUACACCGAACGACGCGUGAUUUUGUCAUGAAUUCCUAACUUAAUACCAUUUCAACCAAUAUAAUUUAUCCUUAUUUAACAUCCCGGGAUGCUCGUUAGCAAGAUCGUAAUAUUAAUAGAGUAUUAGUGCUUGUCAAAGAAAAUGACAACACAUUGACUAAUCACCCAAAUCCCAAAAUUACCUCCAAAUCAUACACACCCCAAAUCCCAAUAUUCCAUACCCUCCAAAAUCUCACUUCCUACAGCGCCAAAAGUACACCCCCCUAAAAAUCCAAAAAAAAAAAAAUGCGAACAUUUCCGUUACUUUUUUCUCUCCUUUUCAUCUUCUUCAUACAACACCAUCUUCAAGCUGUUGCAGAACUCUGUUCUACCUUCUCGUGCAACCAACACAGAAGAGACCCGAUCCUAUUCCCAUUUUGGGUACCCGAUAACCAAACCUCUCGGUGCGGGUACCCCGGGUUCGGACUCUCCUGCAACUCCGCGGGUCAAACCCUUUUGCCUUUUAAACCCGAUCAUCUUAUUGUACAGGGUAUAUCAUACCCGGAUCAACUCAUUUGGGUAUCCGACCCGAAUCAUUGUAUUCCUAAACGGGUUCUUGAGUUUUCCUAUUCGGAGCUUAUGCCGUUUGGUUAUGGGCCGUAUGAUUCGGCUUAUACCUUUUUGAACUGCUCCGGCCCGAAGGUUGACCCGGACCAGCUACCUGGGGGUGUUUCGGUAAUUUCGUGUAUGAGUGGCGGGAAUUAUACGGUUGUGGUUGCGUUUGAUGACGUGUCGGAGGCGAAGAUGAGGAGGAAGUGUGAGGUGGUUAAGAAGGUAAACGCUGCGUUUUGGUGGAGGGGGAUGGAAUACGGUGUGUUUCCGAUGGAUAUGAGUGACGUGUUUGUGCAGUUGAGUUGGGAUGUUCCGAGUUGCGUUAAUUGUAUGCUACGUGGUGGGUCUUGUGGCUUGGUUGGUGAUUCGGGUCUCGAAGUUGGUUGCUACCUUCCUGCUUCUUCGGGUUUACCAAAAAGCGCCAAAUAUGGCUUAAUGCUGGGAGCUGGAAUACCAGGCUUUCUAUGCAUUAUUGGGUUGACAUUCUACAUCAGCAGCAGGGUUAGUGCUCGUAAUCAGAAUCGACAUUACUCAAACACUGAAUCCUCGCCCUCAAUCUUUCCGCAACCAAUUAUCAUUACACUGGGCCUUGAUGCCCCUACCAUAGAAUCCUAUCCGAAAACCAUUCUAGGAGAAAGUAAACGACUCCCAAAGCCCAGUGACAAUACCUGCCCUAUAUGCUUGUCAGAGUACGAGCCCAAAGAGACCUUGAGGUCUAUACCAGACUGUAAUCACUACUUCCAUGCCGAAUGCAUAGAUGAAUGGUUGAGAAUGAAUGCCACCUGCCCUCUUUGCAGAAAUUCACCUCAAGCAUCAUCUGCGCUUGCUGGCAGCUAGCCAGCUAACUCCUGCUUGGUCCUUGAAAUCUCCUUGUCGCGUAGUUUGGAUCAUUAGCAUUGAUUCAUUGUUGCUUGUAUAUACAAUAGUUUUUUAUUUUAGGAAAAAAGAAAAAGGAAAUAGAAUUCUUGGGCAUCUUUGUACACAAAUUUUGGGGUUAUUAUACAGACACAAAUACCAUUCAUUGAAUUUUAUGAUCAAUGCUGUUAUUUAAAAGGCAGUCACAGUUUAUUGCUUACAUCAAUCUACAUGCAGUUUUUUUA
Messenger RNA from Chenopodium quinoa (quinoa), 1772 nucleotides. RefSeq names its product putative RING-H2 finger protein ATL21A. The transcript has 2 exons. Bases 367 to 1509 code for a protein of 380 amino acids. The record is from RefSeq and is a predicted model, not a curated record. NCBI's taxonomy places the organism in Eukaryota, Viridiplantae, Streptophyta, Magnoliopsida, Caryophyllales, Amaranthaceae. Gene Ontology annotation, molecular function: polysaccharide binding.